Messenger RNA from Teleopsis dalmanni, 1760 nucleotides. Its product is annotated as transmembrane protein 120 homolog. Gene Ontology annotation, cellular component: membrane. The transcript has 8 exons. The record is from RefSeq and is a predicted model, not a curated record. NCBI's taxonomy places the organism in Eukaryota, Metazoa, Arthropoda, Insecta, Diptera, Diopsidae. Bases 504 to 1670 code for a protein of 388 amino acids.
AUAAAAAACAAAUGAAACGCGCGUUGUGUUUGUGACGUUAAUGAAAUUCUUUAAGAAUUAGUAUAAUGUAGUAGAAAGAAAUCUAACACCGAUUUAACACUAUUAUGAUAUUUGAUAUCAUCUGGGUAAUUUAAACAACACACUGUUGUUAUGAAGUCAAAGUUGUCUUAUAAAAUUAUUUGAUAAAAACGUGGCAGUGUCAGCAAACAAGGGAAAAUUUUAAAGCUUUUUUAAAACUUUAAUCAUAUUGUUGUUACGCUAUUCGUUCUAUAAAAUGGUAAAACUAAUCGCCAUCAAUUAAGCAACAAGUGAACAUCAAAAAAAUAUAGUUAUACCUACUUCCAAAUUUUGUGCGUAGCGCGUAAGGUUCGUUUUGUGUAAAAAUUGAUUUUUCAUUUUCAAUAAACGCGUAUAUAAAAUACAAAUUGCUUUAAACAAAUUAUACCAUUUUUAAAUAUUCAUAAUUAAUUGCUUUCGUUUUUAAUAAAGUAAUUAAAAGUAGAAUGAGUAUUGACGCACUCAGCAAUGAGUGGGACGAGCUUGGCAAGGAGUUCGUGGAGCUUGAGAACUGCAAUCGUAAAUAUAUUGAGUUAUUGGAACAAUUAUAUAGUCAUCAACAGAAAUGCUUUAAUGAAAUUAAACAUCAACGUUAUCGAAUAAACCAAAUAAAUGCAUCUUUGAAACAAUUCAAAAAACCUGAAGAAAAAGAAAAAGUUUCCGAACUUCAAAAAAAUACAUUAAAGAGGAAAGCUCAGCUAUAUGAAAUAGAGCAAUCUCUUCCUGCAAAAUCUGGACUUUAUUUAAGAAUUAUUCUUGGUGAUGUUAAUGUAUCUAUUCUAAACAGAAAUGACAAAGUACGCUAUAAAGAUGACUACGAAAAGUUUAAACUAAUACUCAACGUAAUAGGACUGUUGAUGGCAUUCCUUAAUUUAAUAUUUAACUACAGGGCACUUGAGUUGGCAUAUAUUUUCCUUUUGGUAUGGUAUUAUUGUACUUUGACUAUAAGAGAAUCAAUUUUAAAAGUAAAUGGAUCAAGAAUAAAAGGUUGGUGGCGAGCGCAUCAUUUCAUUUCUACAGUAGCGGCAGGUGUUUUACUUGUUUGGCCACAAGGAGAACAUUGGCAAUUGUUCCGCACACAAUUUAUGUACUUCAACGCAUAUAUUAGCAUGGUUCAGUAUUUACAAUUCGGUUACCAGAAAGGUCUAUUGUAUCGUUUGAAGGCAUUGGGAGAACGGCACAAUAUGGACAUUACCAUAGAAGGAUUUCAUUCAUGGAUGUGGCGUGGUUUAAGUUUUCUUAUACCAUUUCUUUUCCUUGGUUAUGCUUUCCAAGCUUACAAUGCAUACACUCUAUAUAAGUUAUCUAAAGAACCAAUUGAUGCACCGUGGCAUGUUUCUGUUAUGUGUGGCCUCUUUUUGUUGCUUUUCACUGGAAAUAUAAUGACUACCUUAUUAGUCGUGCCUCAAAAAAUACGUGAACGUGCAAAAGAACGUUACCGCCUACAAAGCAUGGGAAAAUCAAUGAAACUUCGUAAAAUGAUGAGGAAUAGUAUGAGUGAAAAUGAUAUUAAAACUCAAAAUGCCAGGACUGAUAAAAAUAAUGAAAUUGCCAGUUCAGAAAUGGAUUCAAAAGCCAAUGAUACUGAAUGUGACAACAAAAAGAUUGACUAAUUACUCACACAAGAUAAAAAGUUAUGUUACAUAUAAAUUUUUUUCAUUUAAUAUAUGCACCUAUUUAAGUUCACAAUUUUCUAUAUAUAU